GCCACCUCUCAGUGUCCAUCAGUGCCAGCUCUCAGUGCUCAACCAUGCCACCUGCCAGUGCCACAUUUCAGUGCCCAUCAGUGCCACUUAUCAGUGCUGCCAAUCAGUGCCACCUCUCAGUGCCAGUCAGUGCUGCCUAUCAGUGCCACCUAUCAGUGUGCAUCAGUGCCACCUAUCAGUGCCCAUCAGUGCUGCUUAGCAGUGUUGCCUAACAGUGCCAGUCAGUGCCACCUAACAGUGCCAGUCAGUGCCGCCUAUCAGUGUCAGCCAGUGCCACCUAUCAGUGCCGUCUAUCAGUGCCAUAUAUGAGUGCUGCCUUUCAGUGCCCAUCAAUGAUGCCU
Molecule: messenger RNA, 341 nt
Organism: Staurois parvus
Lineage: Eukaryota; Metazoa; Chordata; Amphibia; Anura; Ranidae
Source: the annotation of a GenBank genome assembly